This is a messenger RNA of Magallana angulata, 1050 nucleotides long. Its product is annotated as periostin-like. The transcript has 6 exons. NCBI's taxonomy places the organism in Eukaryota, Metazoa, Mollusca, Bivalvia, Ostreida, Ostreidae. Gene Ontology annotation, biological process: cell adhesion; extracellular matrix organization. Bases 64 to 933 code for a protein of 289 amino acids. Gene Ontology annotation, cellular component: extracellular matrix. The record is from RefSeq and is a predicted model, not a curated record. Gene Ontology annotation, molecular function: cell adhesion molecule binding.
AGGUCUCUUUAAAAGAAUCGGAGAACCUGUUCUCUGAGAAUUCAUUCACACACUGACAGCACAAUGAUGAAAGCGAUUCUUCCUCUCUGUUUAAUUGGGUUUGCACUGUGCCAAGAAGGCAACAUUGUACAGGUUGCAAAAAAGCUUGGAGCAACAACCUUGUUAGAGUUUGCAACGGAGGCUGGUCUGGCAGAUACUUUGGCUACUGGAGGACCAUUCACCGUUUUUGCCCCUACUAACGAAGCUUUCGCCAAACUACCACCAAAGGUGGUGGAAUUCUUGAAGAAAAACAAAGAAGCUUUACAGGAGGUUCUUAAAUUCCAUGUUCUUAGUGGAAAGACGUAUUCAAGUCAGCUUAAAAAUGAACUUGUAGUACAGACGCUUGACCCAAAGCUAAGCGUCAGAAUCAACAUUUACCAAAACGGCAAGGUCAUCACAGCUGAUGGAAGUCCGGUAGUUCUAGCAGAUCAGAAUGCGACCAAUGGCGUCAUCCACGUCAUCAACCGAGUGGAGUUUCCUAUCCCUGUGAUGGAUGUAGUGAAGACAGCGGAGCGACUGAGUGAGCUGGGAACUCUGGUGAAGGCCGUAGUAGCAGCAGGUCUGCAGAAUACCUUGUCAGGCCCAGGCCCAUUCACCGUGUUUGCUCCAACGGACCAAGCUUUUGCUGCCCUGCCACCCGGGACGCUAGAUAAUCUACUGAAAAACAAAACGGCACUCACAGACGUACUUACAUACCACGUGGUCAGCGGCACCUACUUUAGUUCAGGACUAACAUCUGGAGCAGUCCCAACUGUAGAAGGCAAGAGUGUCAACAUCGUCGUUGGGCAAGGUGUAAAGGUGAAUGGCGCCAAUGUUGUGGUGGCUGACGAAGCUGUAACUAAUGGAGUUAUUCAUAUCAUUGACAAAGUCCUUAUACCUCCUUCUUUUACUUGAUUUUCUUUCUUUAGAUAUUUUUUUAUAGAAUGCUAUUUAAAUAGUUUGUAGUUUUAUAUACUAGGUAGCUUAAACUUGUGUAAUAAUUGUAUAUUUCAUUAAAAAUAUCCAACGAUA